AUGCUGCCACUCAGAAAGACCUGCCUGCCCUGCCGGAGCCCAUGGGGGUCUACUCUUGGCCAUUCAAAAACUGUCCUUUCCCUAUUUUCCCUACCCCUUCUCUCUGUGGUGCUUUGGGGUGCCCUCCUGUGGGCUGGCUCUCUCCCUGCUCUUGCCUGGGGGGCAAGGACAUUCACCUUGGGGGUACUGGGUCCCUGGGACUGUGAUCCAAUCUUUGCCCAGGCUCUCCCCAAUGCUGCUGCCCAGCUGGCUGUGGACCGAGCCAAUCAGGACUCCUCGCUGGUGCUGGGCUUGCGGCUGGCUUCCGUGGUCCUCCCCACGGGCUGUGACACCCCUCAUGCCCUGACCACAUUCCUGGCCCACAAGAACACAGUAGCCGCUUUUGUGGGUCCUGUCAAUCCUGGUUACUGCCCAGCAGCAGCCCUGCUGGCCCAGGGCUGGGACAAGACCCUCUUCUCCUGGGCAUGUGGGGCUCCAGAGGGAGGAGGUAAGCUGGUGCCCACCUUGCCUUCAGCUGCCCAAGUGCUGCUGUCCAUCAUGAGAUACUUUGGCUGGGCUCGUGUGGCCAUUGUGUCCUCUCACCAGGACAUCUGGGUGGCUACGGCCCGAGAGGUAGCCAUGACUCUCAGGACACACGGGCUGCCUGUGGGGCUGGUGACCUCUCUGGGACCCGGGGAGCAGGGGGCCACAGAGGUCCUGAAGCAGCUCCGCAGCGUAGACGGCCUGAAAAUCGUGGUGCUGUGCAUGCACUCGGCGCUCCUGGGUGGCUCCGAGCAGACGGCCCUGCUGAGGCGAGUGUGGGCCCAGGGCCUGGCAGAUGGAAGGCUGGUCUUCUUGCCCUAUGACACCAUGCUCUUCUCCCUGCCCUACCGCAACCGCUCCUACCCCGCCCUCGGCCACAUGGGGCCCCUGAGAGAAGUCUAUGAUGCAGUGCUCACCGUCAGCCUGGAGUCUAGUCCCAUGGAUAAGGCCUUCGAAGCUGCUGGGGCCAAUGAAAAUGUGGCAGUCCACCUGGAGACACAGCAGGUGUCCCCACUUUUUGGAACCAUCUAUGAUGCUGUUGUCCUGCUGGCCCAUGCCCUGAACCACUCUGAGAACCAUGGGGCAGGGCUCUUGGGGGCCCACUUAGGGGACCACAUAGGGGCUCUGGACGUAGCUGGCUUUAGCCAGAGGAUCCGGACGGAUGAGAAGGGCAGGAGGCUGGCUCAGUACGUCAUUUUGGACACAGAUGGUCAAGAAAGCCAACUGGUCCCCACCCACAUCUUAGACACUGACACAUGGCAAGUGCAGCCCCUGGGCAGGGCCAUACACUUUCCAGGAGGGGCCCCUCCAGCACGUGACUCCAGCUGCUGGUUUGACUCCAAUACGCUGUGCAUGAGAGGUACGGAGCCGGAGCCCCCAGGCAGCCUCCUUGCUCUGGCCCUGGCUUGUGUCCUGGUGCUGACCGGCGGGGCUCUCAUUUGCCUCAUCAGAUUGGGCAUCCAGCAGCUGCGGCUGGCGAGGGCACCCCACAGGAUCCUGCUGACAGCCCAGGAGCUCACUUUCAUCCAUCGGGCCCUAAGCAGACAAAGGCUGCAUGUGGACAGUGCAAGUGAAUCAAGAAGUGCGACGGAUGGUGGAAGCCUGAGGUCAGUGUCCCAGGGGUCAGCAAGAAGCCUGCCAGCACCCCAGGGGCCUACCAAUGUGGCUCUCUACCAGGGAGAGUGCGUAUGGCUGAAGAAGUUUGAAGCUGGCACAGCCCCUGAGCUGCGGCCAAACUGCCUCAGCCUCCUGAGAAAGAUGCGAGAGCUGCGGCAUGAUAAUGUUGCCGCCUGCCUGGGCUUCUUCACGGCCCCUGGGAUCAGUGCUCUGGUGCUGGAGCAUUGUGCCCGAGGCAGCCUGGAGGACCUGCUGCGGAAUGAGGCUCUGCGACUGGACUGGACCUUCAAGGCCUCCCUGCUGCUGGAUUUGAUCCAAGGCGUGCGGUAUCUGCACCAUCAACGAUUCCCUCAUGGCCGCCUCAAGUCCCGAAACUGUGUGGUGGAUGGCCGCUUUGUGCUAAAGGUCACGGACCAUGGUUAUGCAGAGCUCCUGGACACUCAGCGGGCUCCCCGCCCCCGGCCAGUCCCAGAAGAGCUGCUAUGGACGGCUCCAGAGCUGCUGCGGGACCCCGGCAAGGGCACCCUCAAAGGAGACGUCUUCAGCAUUGGCAUCAUCCUGCAGGAGGUGCUGACUCGAGGGCCACCCUAUUGUUCUUCAGGGCUCUCAGCAGAAGAAAUCAUCAGAAAGGUGGCAUCGCCCCCUCCCCUGUGCCGGCCACUGGUGUCCCCUGACCAUGGGCCACCCGAAUGCAUCCAGCUGAUGGAGCAGUGCUGGGAGGAGGCCCCGGAGCACAGACCCAGCCUGGACCAGAUCUACACCCAGUUCAAAAGCAUCAACCAAGGCAAGAAAACCAGUGUUGCCGACUCUAUGCUGCGGAUGUUGGAGAAGUAUUCCCAGAACCUGGAGGACUUGAUUCAGGAGCGAACUGAGGAACUGGAGCUAGAGAGGCAGAAGACGGAAAAGCUGCUCUCUCAGAUGCUCCCUCUGUCUGUAGCCAAAGCUCUGAAAAUGGGGGUGACUGUGGAGCCGGAGUACUUUGACCAGGUUACCAUUUACUUCAGUGACAUUGUGGGUUUUACUACCAUCUCAGCUCUGAGUGAGCCCAUGGAGGUAGUGGGCUUGCUCAACGACCUCUAUACACUGUUCGAUGCUAUUCUGGGCAGCCACGACGUGUAUAAGGUGGAGACCAUUGGGGACGCCUACAUGGUGGCAUCGGGGCUGCCCCGGCGCAACGGGAGCCGGCACGCAGCAGAGAUUGCCAACAUGGCCCUGGACAUCCUCAGCUCUGUGCGGGGCUUUCGGAUGAGGCAUGCGCCCAACGUGCCCAUUCGCGUCAGGGCCGGCCUGCACUCAGGGCCCUGCGUGGCGGGGGUCGUGGGUCUCACCAUGCCUCGCUACUGCCUCUUUGGGGACACUGUUAACACUGCAUCCCGGAUGGAGUCCACAGGGCUACCAUACAGAAUUCAUCUCAGCAGAAGCACUGUCCAGACACUGCUCAGCCUGGAUAAAGGCUACAAAAUUGACAUCAGAGGCCAGACUGAGCUAAAGGGGAAGGGCACGGAGGAGACCUAUUGGCUGGUAGUGAAAGCAGGCUUCCCCAGACCCCUCCCCACACCUCUGGACAUCAAACCUGGGGACCCCUGGCAGGACCUCAUAAACCAAGAAAUCAGGGCAGCCUUUGCUGAAGUCCACCAGUGCUCAGCUGGGCCUUCGAGCUCAGAGAAGGCCAUGGCUGGGCCCUGA
Messenger RNA from Pteropus alecto (black flying fox), 3324 nucleotides. RefSeq names its product olfactory guanylyl cyclase GC-D-like. Lineage: Eukaryota; Metazoa; Chordata; Mammalia; Chiroptera; Pteropodidae. Gene Ontology annotation, biological process: protein phosphorylation; receptor guanylyl cyclase signaling pathway; cGMP biosynthetic process. Gene Ontology annotation, molecular function: protein kinase activity; ATP binding; guanylate cyclase activity. The record is from RefSeq and is a predicted model, not a curated record.